Cryphonectria parasitica EP155 is the source of this 1917-nucleotide messenger RNA. RefSeq lists its product as uncharacterized. The transcript has 3 exons. The coding region runs from base 1 to 1917 and encodes 638 amino acids. Lineage: Eukaryota; Fungi; Ascomycota; Sordariomycetes; Diaporthales; Cryphonectriaceae. The record is from RefSeq and is a predicted model, not a curated record.
AUGGCUGCUGUCACUUUGGAGCUAGGCCUCUCCCUAUGCCCACAGAGCCAGGAUGCCGGAGCAAUUGAAAAGGGAUCAUUGAAGCUAACCCAGGACAUGGGAGCAAGGACAAGAGCAGUUACCACACGUGAGGACAAAACGCAUCCAUCGAGAGGUACCCGACAGAGCAUAGCCAGCCAAGCUUUGGUGAAGGACAAGAAGCGCCCAGGCUCCGUUGCACUGGCUACAGGUCGCCGCAAGACCAGAGCGGCUUCGGGCGAGGUGGUGGAUGGAGAGUUUGAUCCUGAGAAAAUUCUCCGCAAAAGUGGACAAGCAGGAACACAACGGACCAGAAAAGGACCUCAAGUCAUCUACCCACUGGUUCUAGUAGAGACUGGGCAAGUAGCGGAGACAAGUCCGCAGACUCGCUCAGGCACCAACAGUGUCGAAGACGCUGCUGAGAACACUAUUGAGAAUACCAUCGAAAACACCAUCGAGGGCAGCGUUGGGCAAAGCACAUCAGAAGAUUCUAGCUCUCGAUACCAAGAUCCCCUGGAUAUCUUUUACAGACGUGUUGGGUACCUGCCCCCACUGAGUGACGAGACACUCGAUCUUCUAGAGGUUAUUCUGCUGGAUCCUGGGCUCAUUGCCAGAAUGGCUCGCUUCUCCGCUUCUAAGAACAUCAAAGAGUUCCAGCGAGGACUAGACUAUCGCAAUGUUGCCUUGUCUCCCUCACAGAGUGAGGAUGCACGCGUCGAGGAGAUCAAGUCGCUGCCGCUCGAGAUCGACGAGGAAGACCCGGCUGAAAAGGCCUACAACGACAGGCUCUGGAACCUGGACGGGAAGAAAUGCACACACCAGUCUCACGAACCUACCUUUCAGCGAACAGUGCUGAUCUCCAUGAUCGACAGGUACCGGCUGAUAUAUGGAAAGGGAGAACCCGGCAUGACAAAGCUUGAUUUUGCUGUCGAAGGCACCUGGGAAUGCCCACCCAUGCCUACAAUGGCUGCACGAAAAUUGGAAAACUUCCUCACACAACCGAAACCUGACCUCGCCGUGGCUUUCCGACGGGAGAGCCUAUUCCCUGCAGGCACGAACUGGAAGAUGUUCCCCAACGCAACGCAGAGGCUGGUGUGCUAUGAGGCAAUCAAUCCGCCCCAUUGUGACCGGGCUUUCCACUUUCUGACAUUCGAGGCAAAAAAGAGCAGUACAAGUGUCUUCGAUAUCGUUGGCUGCGCUCAGAGCCUCAACAAUGCGAGCCAGGCUCUGCAUAAUAUGUAUGAGUUCUUCAGAGAAGCUGACGAUGGAAAGGAGGAAAACUUUGUGAAUCUCUUCUUCGACAAAGUCAGAGUCUUCUCUGUGGUCGCGACAUCGGUGGGCAUUAAGAUUCGAAUUCAUCGAGCUUGUCGCAUUAGCUCCGAUCCAGCUUUCAGAGAGGCAGAUGAGAGUACAGAUAAUUAUGACCAACAAAGCCUGGAUAACCCCAUCCGCAAAGAUUAUCCCCUGAAAUUUACAUACAACGACUACUGGACGGCUUAUAGCCCACUCAAGCGGCAAGAAGUCGUAGCCGUAUUCACACAGAUUCUGUAUGGCUACGGAGUUGGAGAGCUUGCUGGACACUUGCGGGAAGCAAUUCGGAAAGUUGACCAAAAGUUCAAGAAGCACGAAAAAGAUACGGGUUUUUGCAUCCAGAGAGAUGAAGCCUAUUACUCCCAUGGCCAGAUGCCGCCAAACUCGCGCGCAGCUAGCCAGCAGCAUCGGACUCAAUCUCAAGCAACAAGCAUCAAUGCAAGUUUCAGCCAGUUCAACAACAAUUGGUCAGAAACAUCCAGCUUUCCUUACCAAGCAGUGUCACAGCAGCCGGAGAGUCAAUUGCAUGCUCAGCUGUCGGCGCUCCAGCAAGCAGGUCGUAGCAGAAAGAGGGCACGGAAAGAUUGA